UCGGCCAUUAAUGAAAGACGGUUGAAAUUUUAGGAAAUGCAAGUGGAUAUGGAGCCCUUCCCAAUGAAUGUGAUCGACUUCGAAGGCAAAAAAUUCCUGAUUCGGCCCAGCACAGCCGAUAAGGGCAAAGGCAAAUAAGUCAUCAUCGGCGACGCACGAAAAGUCGUUGAAAAUAAUAAAAUCUCCUGCAGGAAAGUGGUGGCGGAAAAGACUCCUAAUGGAGGGGAGACUUUGAAAGUUACCAUCACCACCUCCAACGAUAGGGACACGCGCAAGCAAGGGACCAGGCGUGUGCACCUAUUUUGCGCAUCGCGGACGGUCCGACACAUAGACGCGGAUGGUCCGGCACACCGCCGGAAACUCCAGACCAUUCCAGUGGACGGUUCGGCAACGCCCAAGAACCACGACGACCACGUAUCUUCAAACCGCGACGACCAGAAAUAGGUACGUGGAAAACUAACAUGGUAAAGGCAGCUGGCCGAUUGGUAAGAUUUGGCCCGACCUUUAACCAAUUAUUGUCUAAAUAUGUAAAAAAGAAGGUUGGCCCAAAUGACCGGCCAGCAAAGCGACCUCGCUCACCCACUCAAGAGCGACAGCAGGUUAGACCGAUUGGACCACCUCACCAAUCGGAAAGAAUGACGGGUCAUAAUGUCCAAUUACGACCCAACAUACCUGCAUGGACACCUCCACCCCCAUAUCCACCUGUGCCAUAUCAGUAUACAUACAUGCCACCGCCAUAUGUCCCGAAUCAAAUGUGGGGUAUGCCACCAUAUCCAUUUGGGAUGCCACAGUACCCCGCUUGGGGGGCACCCUAUGGUGGACAGAUAUCCCCCGGGUCCACUAGAAGGUAAGAAGGCCUCGCGAGAGGCUUUAGGCCUCGCUAGACCAUCUCUUCGUGGGCCAGGAGAAAACUGCUGGCGGAAUGGGCCGACACGAGAAAGAAGCAGACUUAGGCCCAAGCGACUCGCGGGACUUAAGCGCUAUCCACAGCGCCCACCCGACUUUCCCACGUGCGGCGACCUUGAAUGUCAGAGCGAAUUAGGGAUAAGUUGGCAAGAUUAUAGGAAGAUCAGUUCAGUCGGUUCACUAUUGUUUAGGAACAUACCAUCAUCACAUACGCACGUAGUGCCCCACGGUUGAAUAUAUAAGGCCUAGGGGGUACCCCAUCAUUUCCAGGUCAAUCACCAACCCAUCUCACUAGUUUCUCUCCAUUCCGGAGAUUCCUCUUGUAACCCACCACAUAAAGAUCCUCACCAGGAAGUAGGGUAUUACGCCUCUCCAAGCGGCCCGAACCUGUAGAAAGUCGCCUGUCGUCUCUCGUGCAUCUCGCAAGAACCAUUGAGUUACAGUUAACAACACUGUCCUACCCAAACGCACCGCGAGGGGUAACCCUGGGUGUGCGGUUGGGCUCCAAACACCGACAGCUGGCACGUCAGGUAGGGGGUGUGUCGUUGAUCCAAGCUAGCUCAAUGGCCGUUACCUCCCAGUGCAAGAUCGCUCUUCGCCCUGGAUCCGUAUUCUGCUUCGGGACUAUCUUAUCCGUGGCAGAUGAGAAGGGAAUUCUGCACCGCAUAGCAGAUCCACCGGAGAAGAAACUUUUCUUGGAAAUCCCCAGGAAAGCCGGAACAAGACAACGGACAGCGCAACCUCGUGCGCCCCAGACGAAGACUACUUUUUGCAAGCCGAGAACUGGGAAUUUACUUGCCCGAAGAACUCCGCUGCCCACUUCGCCCACAAAGAAGUGGACGCGGAUUACAAGGAAGAGAGAAGCAAAUGUCCCUAAAAAAGGAACGGAGCUCCGUCGAGCUAUCUUUCCGGCACCUUCGCCCUCAAAGAAGGACGAAAAGGAACUCGCCACCACAGUAACUCCUUUCUACCCCGACGUCCUCUUUAUUAGGGGAAGAUUGGAAUCAUCUCCCAUCUCCGACGACGAGCCAACCGUCCCAGGGGAAGAACCUCCCCAGCGAGAAGCUCGACGACGAAGGAACAUACGCCGGAAUAUUCGGCGACAUCACGAAGCUGGUGAGCGGGACCCAGCGCAGCCCGUAUCUCGGGAUGAAGUCUCGGAAGUGGGGGAAACUCCCGACGAGCGGGUAUUUAGAGAAAGGAAGAAUUCUCGCCGACGUGACCGCCGGCAAGCUCAAGACCGAGAUCGAGAACAAGCUGAACAAGGCGCAAGGUUACGCCGAGAGAACCCUCUCUUCGCUCGAAACCUGAACCCUGACUUUGCUCGCGCAAUGAACACGCCGAGCGAAGUCAGAGGAGUGCUGGCUCAGAUAGCUGAUGGCCUCCUGCAGACUCCGGAUGCUGAAGGCUAUCGGCGGCUGCUUACUCGGGCAGCUAAUCAUCUUCUACCCAUCGCUCAUCCCCCGAGCGACCUGCGACACACCAUCAAGAGACGUGCGGAGCUCCAUCAAUGCUUCGCGCGACCGACGACACGAAAACGAGAUAAGGCGCCAGGAGGAGAAUGAUCGGGACCAUGGUGUUCUGGCUCGAAGUCACGCCACCCUAGUUGAGUCGGCUACAACCUCAACCAGUGGCCCGAUCCGGGGACGGUCGAGACGACACAUCACCGACUCCCCUCCCCGGGACCGACACCAUGAACGUCGACAGGAAGACACAUGUGGAGUAUCCGCGCUUACUCCCCGUCUCAGGGCCAUCCACCCCAAACUUCAAGGUCUCCAACGUCGACAAGUACAAGCCUAAGCAGGACCCGGGAGACUGGUUGGCCGUCUAUACGACCACUGCCCGGGCUGCUGGGGCAACCGAAGACGUGAUGACCGCAUAUUUGCCCAUCGUCCUCGAGCAAGAUGCAUUGCAGUGGCUACGACAUCUGCCACGACACUGCAUCGACGAUUGGAGUGACUUCAGUCGGUGUUUCAUCGCCAACUUCUAGUCCCCCUCCGACAAGCCGGCGCAGCCAUGAGACCUCAAAUCCAUCAGGCGCCGGGGCGAUGAAACACUUCGGUCGUACCUCAAAAGGUUUCAGACCAUGAGAAAUCGUAUCCUCGAGGUCACUGAGGCAACAAUGAUUGAGGACUUCUACCGGGGAUCUAAUGACUCAGCCUUCGUCCGAGCCAUACUGCAGAAAGCGCUGACCACCUCCGAACAUCUGUUUCGAGAUGCGGACCUCUACAUCACCGCUGACGAGCGGGCCUAGGACCUCAUCGGAGGAACGAAACCUGCACCACCGGCACCCGGCGCGACGCGAACCAGCAACCUGACAGACGUUGGGAGAAGAGGCCUCGUGAGGAGGUUCACGCCGCCGGACCACCCGUCGCUCGUGCCCGAGGGGCGCCUCGUGGAGGCGAGCGAACACUGGACGACAUCCUCGACGCCCAGUGCCCGUACCACAAGGACAUGUGCCACACCUUACGGAACUGCAGGGACUUCAAGCACUCCGUUGGGAAUGGCCGACCGUUCCAGCCUCUACCACCUCCCCCACCACAAGGAGGGCCUGGUGAGCCCAGGUAGCCUCAGCAACCAGAAGGGGAGGGGGUGGAGCAUUCCCACGCAUUGACAGAGAGGUUAACGUCAUUUUCGGAGGCCACGGAUCGCAAGAGAACAGAAGGCAACAAAAGCUCAAUGACCGGCAGGUCCUGGUGGCAACCAUUAGUGCCCCAGCUCCUUAUCGGUGGUCAGAGCACGCGAUAACCUUCAGCCGGGCAAAUCAGUGGCUCAACUUCGACCACCCCGGCAAGUACCCGCUCCUCGUCGAUCCGGUGAUCCGUGAGAACAGGGUAAAGAAAGUACUAGUGGACGGGGGAAGUAGCAUUAACGUUACCUUCCCCCGGACACUCCUAACCUUGGGGGUUGCACUCAAAGACCUCAUCGAGUCAGAUACCCCCUUCUUCGUCAUCGUGCCGACCGAGGGAGAUUAUCCACUCGGACACAUCUACAUGUCCGUCACCUUUCGGACUCCGGAGAACUUCAGAACUGAGUUCCUGAGGUUCGAGGUGGCACGUUUCGACUGCGGAUACAACGCCAUCAUCGGCAGGCCGGGACUGGCGAAAUUCAUGGCCAUUCCGCACUACUCGUACAUGAUAUUAAAGAUGCCGAGACCACAAGGAAUCAUCACCGUGCGUGCUGACUUCCAAUGCGCCACGAAAUGCUUUCGGGGAGCCAUCCAGACAGCCCUCACUGCUGGACCAUCGACGACUUCCUCCACGCAGGCGGACACAAAGCCUGAGGAAGACCUCACAAUACCCGCAAACGAAGAUCAAGCCGUGACCUCCAUACGGCCGAUUGAGGAGACUAAAAAAAUCAACCUAGGAUUCUCCGAUGAGCGUAAGACUGCCAUCAUCAGUUCCAGCCUUGACGACAAAUAGGAAAGUGUGCUCGUUCGGUUCCUGCAAGACAACCGAGACGUAUUCGCAUGGCAACCAACGGAUAUGCCGGGAGUCCCGAGAGAACUAGCCGAGCACAAAUUGAAGGUCUAUCCUGAAGCAAUGCCGAUUCAACAGAAACUGCGUCGUUUCACGCCUGUCAAGAGAGAAGCUAUUCGCGCCGAGUUAGCUCGCUUAGUGGCUGCAGGAUUCAUUAGAGAAGUGCUGGAUCCUGAGUGGCUAGCAAAUCCUAUUCUUGUACUCAAAAAGAAUAAAGUGGAUUGACGCAUGUGCGUCGACUAUACUGAUCUCAACAAGCAUUGUCCGAAGGAGCCCUUCGAGCUCCCUAGAAUAGAUCAGGUGGUUGAUUCAACCGCUGGCUGUUCUAUGUUGUCCUUCCUAGACUGUUAUUCUGGAUAUCAUCAGAUCAGCAUGGCAAAAGAUGAGGAGAAAACAACAUUCAUCACCCCAUUUGGAGCUUUCUGCUAUACCUCCAUGCCGUUCGGCCUUAAGAACGUAGGAGCGACCUACCAGAGAGCCAUUCAAACAUGCUUAGCCGACCACUGGAGCAAGCGAGUGGAAACCUAUGUUGAUGAUGUGGUGAUCAAAACAAAAAACUCAGAAAACUUCAUUGAAGAUUUGCAGCUGGUCUUCAACAGCUUGAGGCGAUACCUGUGGAAGCUCAAUCCAGAAAAGUGUGUUUUCGGAGUAUCGGCAGGGAAGUUACUCGGAUUCAUUGUCAGUCACCGAGAAAUUGAAGCUAACCUAGAAAAAAUCGAGGCCAUCAUGAGAAUGGAAGCGCCACGAUCACAGAAAAAGGUACAUAGGCUUACUGGAUGCAUGGCAGCCCUGAGCAGGUUGAUAUCAAGGCUAGGGGAGAAAUGCAUGCCAUUCUAUAAAUUGCUCAAAAAGGUGGACAAGUUUCAGUGGACCACAGAGGCACAUGAAGCUCUAGAGGCACUGAAAAAGUUCCUGACUACACCAGUACUCAAGCCACCACGCCGAAUCAGCCAGCAGAAGAUCUGUUGUUAUACAUCUCCUGCACAACUCACGUGGUGAGCACCGCGUUAGUAGUCGAGCGGGUGGAGGAAGGACAUACAUACCCGGUGCAGCAUCUGGUCUACUUCAUCAGCGAAGUUCUCGGGCCCUUAAAAAAUGAAGUAUCCCCAAGUCCAGAAACUGCUAUACGUGGUACUUCUAACCGCUCGCAAGCUCCGUCACUACUUUGACGACCACAAAGUCAUAGUAGGAUUUCCAAUAGGGGACAUUCUUCACAACAAAGAAGCUAUCGGAAGGAUAGCCAAGUGGGCGUGCGAGCUGGGAGCUCACGACAUAGAGUUCCGGCCCCGCACGGCUAUCAAGACUCAGGCACUGGUUGACUUCGUAUCUGAGUGUACUGAACACCAGGUCCUAGACAACCUGGAGACUACCGAAGUAUGGAGAAUGUACUUUGAUGACUCGCUGAAGUUGCAAGGAGCAGGUGCAAGGAUUCUCUUUAUUGCUCCUGGAGGUGAACAACUCAAGUAUGCACUCCAACUAUUGUUUCCGGCAUCAAAUAAUGCAGCAGAAUAUGAAGCACUGAUCCACGGAUUAAACAUCGCCGUAUCACUCAGCAUCAAGAAGCUGAUGGUAUAUGGAGAUUCGCUAGUGGUCAUAAGCCAGAUUAACAAAGAUUGUGAUUGCUCGACUGAUUCCAUGAGUAAGUACCGUGCAGCCGUCCGAAAAUCGGAGUACAAGUUCGAAGGAUUGGAGUUCCAUCACGUGGAAAGAGACCGCAACGCAACAGCAGACGCGUUGUCAAAGCUAUGAUCCAGUCGGGCCCAGGCUCCACCCGGGAUCUUCGUACAAAAAAUAUCACAACCAAGUAUCCUCUCAUUGAGCCAACCUGAGUCGGACCCCAAUGACUGGAGAGAGCCUAUCAUCAGGUACAUAGAAAAUGAAGAAGAACCGGAUGACAAGGCGGCAGCGGAACGCAUCGCAAGGCAAUCAGCCCACUACACCCUCAUAGGGGGCAUACUGUACAGAAGAGGUGCGACAGGAGUCCUCAUGAAGUGCAUUCACUCGGCUAUUGGGAAGCAACUGUUAGACGAAAUCCAUGUCGGGCAGUGCGAAGCACAUGCAGCGUCCAGAACUCUGGUCGGGAAGGCUUUCAGAUUUGGUUUCUAUUGGCCAACAACGAAGAGUGAUGCUGCUGAGUUAGUCCAUAGAUGUGAAGCUUGACAAUUCUUAUCAAAGAAACAACAUUUAUCCGCACAGCAGCUACAGACCAUUCCUGUAACAUGGCCAUUUGCAUACUGAGGCUGGACAUGAUAUGACCUUUCAAGAAAGCUCAGUGAGGCUAUACUCACGUACUGGUUGCCAUUGACAAAUUCACGUACUGGUUGCCAUUGACAAGUUCAUGUACUGCUUGUCUUAUAGACUUUUGUAAGAGCAUUUCUUGUAAGAAAAAAAAUCAUGUAGCUCGUUGUUUUAUCGUUAUUUAUGUCUCAAUAGCUCCUUCUGAUAUCUUGUAAAUAUCUGAUGAGUGCAUUGUUUUCCGUUAAGUUCCAAUGGUAAAAGGUCAUCCAAUAUUUAACUUAUAACUAUCUUUUGAAGUUACUCCAUUCUAAAUUAUAAGCGGUUUUAGCUCAAGAGACAUAGUAUAUCUAGGUGUAUAGAAAAAACUAUGUACCUAGAAAACCAAGAGGACUUAUAAUUCAGAGUACAAUUUACAAUAGCAUACAUGGCAAGCUUAUAUGAAAAGCAAAAUUAAAAUCAACAUUCUUCUUAAUACAUAAACAAUCGCAUCUAGCAGCUUAAAGUUUAGCUGUUAGGUCUUGCAAUUCAACCAACGAUAUCCAUUUCUUAUCACUCGGUUUAGUUAUCCUCACUGUAUUUAAAGUCUUAUGGCACUUUCAGUGUUCUUUAUUAAAUCAUCUGGUUUACUGACUCUGAGUUAUCCUGAAGUUUGGACAAAAAUCUCACCCUACACUUGGUGUUUCUGAUUUGUCCCUUUGCACACUUAGCUCAAGAUUGAUCGGAAGAUUCUCUGUAUUCCGAGUACUGUGUCUAACAGUAGUACUUGUUUGCUCAUUAUUUACUCCUUGUCCAUACACCUGAAAAUGAAAAAGAAACGAUGUUUUGUGAUUCACAUACACUAGACAUGUGGAAUAAAACAAAACAAAAUUAAAGAUGAGUUCUACUAAUUGCAUCCUAUUUCGUCUAACUAUUUCUAGAUGCAUGUACCUUUCUCCGUAAUUCAGUGUUAUGUUGAUGAAGAAGGUUAACUUUGUUGUAUAGUUCCAUGCUUUCCUGGUGCAUGAGGCUUCCCUAUAAUUCAAACAAGAAGUUUUUGUAGUGAAGCGAGACCGUAAAAUAUGUUAUUAAUUGUGAAUAAGUCGUGUAGACAAACCUUCCUGUUUAAUUCUUGAAUCUGAUAAAAAAUAAGUUGGUCCUGCAAAUUGGCAGUUAUUAAACAAAGUAGCAACUGGUAUCUAUAUAUGUUGUUAAAUAUGUGAUGGAGUCUGAAGAAUCUGCAAUGAAACCUUUUUCAGACGAAUAUUUCUUAGGCUCGUCUCCAGCUUAUUCUCUAAAUUCUGCAAAUCUCCCACGUUCAGGCCAGAAAGCUGCUGACCCAACAACUGCCUGCAGUGGAAAAUUGCAUAGAACAUUAGCUUAUGCAUUUCUGAGAAUGCAAAUGUUAUUGUACAAUGUACAAACCAAUUUCACAUGUAAGAGAGAACAUUAAAAUAAAGUACCAUUUUUUGUAGCCAUCAAGUGUACAGUUGAAUUAAUCAACGAAUAACAUAACUUCCUUUGUGUGUGGAGUAAGGACACACUCUUAAUCAAAUAGAAUAAUAAUGAAGCAGAUCGUUGCUUAUUGCUGUUUCUGAAAGUUUUAGACUCAUACUGUAUAAGGUUUAACUUUGAUUUGGAGACUUCAAAUUUCCUGUGCGUAAACAUUAAUGGAUAUACACCAGAACAUAUAACCAAAUGCAUCUUGCAUUUCAUCAUCAUGUGCUGAGAAUUUGUUCUGAAUUCUUUUUUAUAUUUAUAUAUUUAGGACCUUGUUCCCUUUGAUUCUAUCUCUGAGCAUGAAAAAAUAAUUGCAGUAGACACAUCCUUUUUCUCGUAAUGAUUUGAAAUAUUUAUUGUACGUUAGUUGAGGGUCAUACCGAUGGUGCUCUUCUAAGUUAUGCAGUUGCUGCCUCAAGCUUUCUGCCUCGCUUUGCCAGAGCUAGUUUGGCUACUGACGAGGGCGAGGAGGAUCAUGAUUUGGAUGUCUCGUUGGUGAAAAAUCGGAGCUGUCUCGAGGCUUGGCAACAAAUGCGCAUCGCGGUCUUCCUCCUAUUUGUAGUCGUCGUCGAGUUUCCUUUGAUCUUGUGAUGCCCGUCUUAGAGAGUUGGAGUUGCUCGUCUGUUGUGUUGAGCUCGGCAACGAUGACUCAGCAUGAGUAUUGUGUGUGGGGUUGCUGUUAUCUGAGUUGGCACCCUGUGUAGGUUUUAGAACUGGUUUUCCUUAAAACUGGAUCAAUUUCUUUAUUCUUAAUUAAGAGAUUGUCAUUACGUUUUUUUAAAAAAGAACCACCUUCCCGUCCACGUUGUGGUUGAGAUGAUCA
Messenger RNA from Zea mays, 8922 nucleotides. RefSeq lists its product as uncharacterized. The record is from RefSeq and is a predicted model, not a curated record. The transcript has 2 exons. Bases 1470 to 2471 code for a protein of 333 amino acids. Lineage: Eukaryota; Viridiplantae; Streptophyta; Magnoliopsida; Poales; Poaceae.